Molecule: messenger RNA, 1171 nt
Organism: Saprolegnia diclina VS20
Lineage: Eukaryota; Oomycota; Saprolegniomycetes; Saprolegniales; Saprolegniaceae
Exons: 6
Coding region: 19-1098 (359 amino acids)
Molecular function (GO): calcium ion binding
Source: RefSeq, a predicted model, not a curated record
AAAAAUAGUCAAUCCCGCAUGGCGCUGCUCACGGACGGCAAGCCGAAGGGCUCCAACCCGCUCUGGAAGUCGUGGGACGCCAAGUCGACCAAGGCCGGACCGCACCACUCGGUGUACUGGGUCAAGCACAGCGCGGCGCAUGCGAGCGAAGACAAGUACGGCAACCCAAACUCGCACCCCACGUCGCGCUACACGCUGGCAGCCAAGUACAAUGGCGACUGGGCGAAUGACAAGAAGGCUGGGUACGGCACGCAGGUGUGCGCCAACGGCAACAAGUACGAGGGCGAGUGGGUCGACGGGAAGCGCCACGGCAAAGGCACGUUCUGGGUCAAGCGCCACGCCAAGCUGCGCAAGCAAUACUCGGGCGAUUGGGCCGAAGACGAGCGCCACGGUCUUGGCGUCUACUACUACGAAGAUGGCGGCAAGUACGAAGGCUUCUGGACGCGUGGCCAGCGCGACGGCAAAGGGCGCAUGACGUACGCGGACGGCGCUGUGUACGAAGGCCGGUGGGCCAAGAACGAGCGCAGCGGCAUGGGCACCCUCCACCUGCCCAACGGCAACCACUACGAAGGCUACUGGAUGCACGAUAUGAAGGAAGGACCGGGUCGGUUCUUCUACAAGAACACCAACAAGAUCUACGAGGCCGAGUGGCAGGCCGACACGGCCAAGUGCGGCACGUACCAUGACAUGGACAGCGAGGUGGUUGCACCUGAGCACUUUGAACUGCCCGAGCUCGAGCUCGCGUCGCCAGAGUCGGUGCUCAACGACACGAUCACGGCGCUCCGGGCGCAGCGCCUCGACGACGAAGCGACGCCGUCCGAGGCUGUGUUUGCACUGCCUCUCGACGUCCAAGCCCGCAUCCAAGAGGCGUUCCAUGCGAUCGACCGCGCCCACAAGGGCACGAUCCGAUGCGUCGACUUGGUGCAGCUCCUCCAGCAGAUCGAGUGGGAUGGCCUGCCGAACGAUGAGGCCAGCAUCGAUGGCAAGGUCGAGGGACUGCUCCAGGAGCUCGGCGUGUCGUACGACACGGAGAUUACGUUUCCCGAGUGCGUCGAUAUCCUAGCGAUCCUCCUCGAGCCUGAAGACGACCGGUCGUAGAAUGUACUAUAUUGAGGCUGAUGAAGAAGAGGACGAGGAUGGACUUGCAUCUAAACGCCGCUUGUCUUGUCUA